AUGUGUGAUGCAUCUUUAAUGAACAUGCACUUUCAUUAUGCGAAACAUUUAUACUAUACACAUUAUUUCGAUGGGAAGGGAUGUUUUGAGUGUCAUAUCUGUGGAAAGUUCCUUAGUUGUGAAGAAGCCCUUCAGAGACACAUGCUUAUUCAUGAAACUAGAGAAAUUCAUCAGUGUAAAACUUGUGGUCAGAAGUUUACAAUGGCUGCUAAUCUAAAAAUUCACCUUGAGCUCCAUGGGGACAAACCACAUGUUGCUAGAAAUCGUUUAGAUGAUUCAAAGAAGGUUCACCAGUGUGUUCAUUGUGGAUUGAAGUUUGCCCGUGAUGCCCAUGUGAAGCGUCACGUUCUAACUCAACAUUCAAGUGCAGAAGUUGUGGAAGCAGUCAGGGAGGAAGGGAGAAAGCGUUUAACAAAUAAUAGAACAAAAAAUGUAUUCACUAAACGUUACUUUCCUGGUUAUAUUCCAAAGCCAGAGGGAGAGACCUCCACUCAAGGAAGGGCUAGAAGAAAGGCCAAUAAGAAGAUGGCUGAAGCAGCAAGAGCUGCAAUGCAAGAAAUUAAAGAAGCUAAUGCUCGUUCAGAAGCAUAUAAGCAAAGCCAAUUGGAAAAGCAACAGAAAAGCAAUUCUACUGCCCAACAACUUCCUGCCCAACAACCUCAGUCCCUUCCUUCUCCUCUACCUACCCAGGUGCCUUUACAAAGACCAAUGGCACCCCCCAUGCAUCAACUCCAACCUCAGAUGGCUCCUGCAUCAAUGCCUCAGCCAUCACAUUCUCAUUCAUAUUCACAUACACAGCUAGGUGGUCUCCCCCAACCAGGUGGUCUUCCUCCACCAAAUCCCAUGCAUAACCAGAUAUCUGUCCCCAUGCACUCUCAGAGACCUGGACCACCUCAUGCCCACAGUUCAUCAAUGCCACAAAUGCAUGUCAAUAUGGAACAGUACUAUGGAGGACCUUCAGCAACUAGGGACUUGUAUAACUACUUCAAAUUGUGAUCAGUUAUUAAUAUGAUGAACAACUUGGAUAGCAGAAGGAAGUGUUAAACAUUAUUUCGCAAAGACAAAAUGAUGUUAAUGGAAAAAGUUUACAUAAUUUGUUGUUGCCUGAAUGCAACAAUAUGAUUGGAUAUUUGAAAUUUCUUAAGUUAAACUCUGAUCCUAAAGUUUAAUAACAUAUCUACCUUUACUGUGAAUACCAAAAUAUGAAGUGCAAAUUACAAGACAGUGUGUGUCUCUUAUAAUUCAUAAAAGAAUGUUCAACUAAUGAUACAAUUUAUAGAUUGUUCCAAGUUUUUGAAUUUUAAGAUAAGAGCUAUAAAGAUUCAAAGGCCUUAUAAUGUUUUAGUAUAGUCAUAUCAUAGAAGGUGUUCUUAAUCCAGAAUACAAGUGAUCAUGAUCUGAAACUUAACAACAUGUGUCCAAUGAGUUUCAAAAAUGAUCAUGUAACUGAACAAGUAUUCUGUGUAUAUCUUUUAAAUCUUUA
Molecule: messenger RNA, 1483 nt
Organism: Owenia fusiformis
Lineage: Eukaryota; Metazoa; Annelida; Polychaeta; Sabellida; Oweniidae
Source: the annotation of a GenBank genome assembly